Molecule: messenger RNA, 2406 nt
Organism: Megalops cyprinoides (Indo-Pacific tarpon)
Lineage: Eukaryota; Metazoa; Chordata; Actinopteri; Elopiformes; Megalopidae
Product: rho-related GTP-binding protein RhoG-like
Exons: 2
Coding region: 123-698 (191 amino acids)
Biological process (GO): establishment or maintenance of cell polarity; regulation of actin cytoskeleton organization; actin filament organization
Cellular component (GO): cell projection; plasma membrane; cytoskeleton
Molecular function (GO): protein kinase binding; GTP binding; GTPase activity
Source: RefSeq, a predicted model, not a curated record
UCCUCCUGGCUCACUGUUCCGAGACAUUUGAGAGAUCCUUUUGCCCGUGGUCUGACAGAGAGAACUUGCCUGGUCCUUGGAACAAGAUUAUGUUUGGUUGCUGAGGCGGUGAAGAGGCCAGAAUGCAAAGCAUAAAGUGCGUGGUAGUGGGGGAUGGUGCCGUGGGGAAGACCUGCCUCCUGAUCUCCUACACCACCAACGCCUUCCCCAAAGAGUACAUCCCCACCGUCUUCGACAACUACAGCGCCCAGGUGACCGUUGACGGCAGGACAGUUAGCCUAAACCUGUGGGACACGGCCGGCCAGGAAGAGUAUGACCGCCUGCGCACCCUCUCCUACCCGCAGACCAACGUCUUCGUCAUCUGCUUCUCCAUAGCCAGCCCGCCCUCCUACGAGAACGUCAAGCACAAGUGGCACCCGGAGGUCACCCACCACUGCCCCAAUGUGCCCAUCCUGCUGGUGGGCACCAAGAAGGACCUGCGCAACGACUCGGAGGUGCUGAAGAAGCUCAAAGAGCAGAACCAGACCACCAUCACCCAGCAGCAGGGGUCGGCGCUGGCGCGGCACAUCCAUGCCAUCAAGUACCUGGAGUGCUCCGCCCUCAACCAGGAUGGCAUCAAGGAGGUGUUCGCCGAUGCGGUCCGCGCUUUUCUAAACCCGCAGCCCACUGAUAGAAAGAAACCCUGCGUGCUUUUGUAGGAAGAGACUGUUAAUACAAUAAUAGAAUAAAUUUUUUUAAAUAGCAGUGUAAUUAAAUUUAUAUAAAACCACAGAGGGAUUUCCUUUUUUUUUUUUUUAUAUGGCAGUGCUCUUCAUACAAUUAUGGGCCAGUUGGCGUGAAGAGGAAUUUUGUUCCCUUUUUUUUUUUUUUAAUUCGGUCAAGGUCAAUACAGGGGGCGAGAAGGUGAGAAGGCUAAUCGGCUGCGAAGAUGCCAGAGAGUUUCGGGAACUUGAAUCCAUCCUACAGUGUGAUGUGAAGUGAGGUCACUGGUCUUCUGAGAAAUCCCGGAACCCAGAAGCAAAUCUUUUCCCCUUUGUUCGUUGAAUCUAUGCAUUCAUCUGCUGCCUCUUUUGUAUUAUCGCUUUACUCUUGCAUUCUUACUUAAAGGUGCUUACACACUUCAGCCAUUUUGAGUACUGAGAUGGAAGACUGUGCCUUGCGCUGCAAAACUCACCCCUCCUAGUGUGAAGAUGAAGAACAUUUCUGUCAUGCUUUUCAAUCUGACUUUAGCAGGGCUCUGAUUCUCAGCUGGGAGGGCUCUCCACUCUUGCCUUUGCAGGCUAACGCUAUCAUCAAGUCCAAAUAGAAGUGCCUGGCCUCAUCAUCGCUGUUGACUAAUUUAAAGGGAAGUGUAACGUUAACGAGGUUGACCCAAAUCACUACCUGGUCGUGGUGCUGUGACCCUCUGACAUUCAUCACAUAGCUGUCCUGUGCUCCAGCUGCCUCUGGCCGAUAGAAGGGAAGUGUUUCCAAAUCUCUCGCAGGCAGCUUCCUUCCUAAGUGAAGUCGGGCAAAGUUUCCAAUGUCCCGCCUUAGCUGUAGGUCAUGAAUACCUGAGGCCAGCCAGAGGUGCUUGCAGCCUUUUGGCCAACCCCACAUACCACAGCAUGUCCAGCCUGAGCCCAGGCAAAUGAAGCAGUAGGUGUGUUUAUCCUGUGUAAAAAAAAAAAACAUAGCAAGAGGGUAUUCCAUUCUCCCAUGCUUUCUGCUAGCUAGGCUGCCGUCAUGGUUUUGUUUGGAUAUCAGCUGCCACACUCUGUUGUAAUAAAGUGGCACAUAUUCAGUUAAGGCAGGUCAGUGAAGACUAGGCUGGGAAGGCCCAUCUGUGAAGACAUGGUUUUGAACGUGGAUUCAGGCACACAUCAGUUAUCCCCAUGUAGCUGUAUAAGCAGGAUGCAUCACUUUUAUUUACGCAGCUCAUAGAUUCAGUCAUUUUCACUGAAAACAGAUACAUCUUAAUCUUAGUUUGACAUAGCUUUUCCACACCCCUUCAUUUGUUUAAUCUGAACAAAAAUGUGCACAUAUUGUCAUUAAUUCCAAUUUUGAUCAGGGUUUGCCAGGGGUCGAAUUAUAAUUAUUUCUGCUUUCCAUAGAUCCUGCACUACUGUUUGCAAACACAGGGGUCAGAUGUGUAUCUGAUCAGUCCUGAUAGGUGGGAAGUGUUGCCUCCUACAGCCAUAUCUUACAUCAUCUGGGUGGAGCCAGUUCCACUUCACAGAUUCCAGAUUCCUCUUCUGAUUUAGGGAAACCCUAAAUGCUCCCUUACCUUUUCCCAAGCUUAGACACUGUUGAAGUUCAUCUGAAAGACUUGUUUGUACAAUUAUAAAAAUGGAUGCUACUUAUCAUUUAAGUGUGAAUUGUUUUAAAUGGAAUUUGCAAACAGAUAAAUAGAACAGUAAAGAAAUG